ACUCAUUGAAAUUGUUGCAUGUGUGAUCUAUAGGUCUGUGUCAGUGACUGACACACCUCUUCUCUCUCUCUUCCUUCUAUUGUUAUGGAUUGUGUAAUAUCAAUCAUGCAUUAGGCCUGGCAUCAAUUAUUCCUUUCAGUUCUUUUUUUUUUCCAAUUUUUUAUUUUUUAAAUUUAUCCCAUGUUUAACAAGCAUUUCUUAGAGUUGUUUAUCUGUGGUUUCUUUAUCUUCUUCUGAUAUUUGAAAAAAGGUUGCCUUUUUACCCAUUUGGAUUUUCUUUCUCUUUAUUGUCUCUAUAAUUCCUCUAAAAACAAAUAAUUUUCCUGAAAAAUUUGUUGGCUUUCCCAUUUUGGGUUUUACACAGAAAUUGCUCUUGAUUUGUUUUGAAUAGCUUUUUGUCCAUAAAAUGCCAAAUGCUAUUAUCAGUUACAGACUUACAGUCAUUCUUUCUUUCUAAUCUGGUCUGUUGAGUUCUUAAGUACAUUUCACUUGUUUUGUGUCCAAGCUGUACGCAAUCAUUACUUCCAUAUCAUUGAAAACCUUCUUAGGAAAAAUGUUUGCUUUCUGGGUUGUGUUAUAUGACUGAUUAGUUUAUUUUCUUGAUUAAAAAUCUCAUCUUUGGUUGGUGCCUAAUUUGCUUAUUUGUAUAUAUAAUUUAUUUUGUGUGGAUUGUUGAGUUGGGUUGUAUGAUUAAUGCAUUUUCAUAGGCUGAAUUGCAUGUUAGUUGUUCUGUUUUUUUGUCACUUUUUGAUUAAUUUUAUAAUCAAGCAUUAUUAGUUCCAUAAGCAUAAACAUCUUCAAAUCUGAAUCUUGAGCAUUCUUUUCUCUCUCUUUUGAUUCUGAUGAGAUUAUCUUAACCCUUUUUGGGUAAAAAAAUAUCAGCUGGGUCUAAAGUGUAAUCCUUUAUUUCCUUCUGUGUUACCCGUCCCAAAUCUUUGAUUCUCUGAUUUCAAUCUAGGUAUUGAAAAGAACCCUUGCUUUCGUAUUUUUGGCCUCAAGUUCUCUUUUUUUAUAUACAAAGGACAACUUCUACAUCUGGGUAUAUUGAACUGAUGCAAAGUGAAGGUUUCAGAAGAAAUGGCAAAUCUUGUCCCUGGAGUGCUUCUCAAACUUUUGCAACAUAUGAAUACAGAUGUCAAAGUUGCUGGUGAAUACAGGUCGUCUUUAUUGCAAGUAGUGAGCAUUGUACCUGCAUUAGCAGGAGGUGAGCUAUUUCCUAACCAAGGGUUUUAUCUGAAGGUAUCAGAUUCAUCUCAUGCCACUUAUGUAUCUUUACCUGAUGAGCAUGAUGAUUUAAUUCUUAGCGAUAAGAUUCAAUUGGGUCAAUUUAUUCAUGUGGAAAGGCUAGAAUCAGCGUCACCAGUCCCUAUUCUUCGAGGUGUUAGGCCAGUUCCUGGGAGGCACCCUUGUGUAGGGAGCCCGGAAGAUAUAGUAGCAACUCACUCUCUUGGGUUCCUCAAUAAUAAUCAUGAUUCGAGUUCAAGUUCAAAACAUUUAGAGAAAAUAAGAACACCCGUAAAAGGGAUUUCAGGCAGUAAUAAUGUAGGAGAGAAGGAGAAACCAGUUGGAACUAGAUUGAAUGGUAAUGCUACUAAGGAGGAUUUAUCAGAUAAGAGAACCUCUUCUCUGAUUAGGUCAAAGUCUCAAUUGUCAAAACAUGCACUUAAUUUGGACUUGAAGAAGGAAAGUUUGGCAAAAGUGAAAUCAUCAGGUUCAAGGUCAAUUCCUUCCUCUCCAACAAGUUGUUAUUCGCUGCCUACUUCAUUUGAGAAAUUUUCUAAUGGGGUAAAGCAACAGGCAAAGAUUAAAGGGUCGGACAAGGGAUCAACUAAGACAGGAGUAGUGGAAAAGGCGAGUUCUGUUCGCACAGCAAGUCCAACUGCAAAGAGGGUACCAGUCAUCAAGAAUAUUGUUCAUGGGUUUGAGCUGGGGGCCAAAGCUUUGAGGAAGAGUUGGGAAGGUAAUAUGGAGGUGAAGAGUAGGGAUAAUUCAAAAUUGAGGGCUACCAAACAUGAUCUAAAGGCUGAAGUUCGAAGUAGUUCUGCUCCUAGAAAAAGCACGUCAAGUGAGAGGUUGCCGUCUAAAGAGGACAAUAAGACCCAAUUAUCUGCUAAGUCAUCUAAAGAGGAGAAUAGAAAUCCGAUUUCAACCAAAAAGGUUACUGCAAAUGGAAUUUCAGAUGAUCAAGAAAAGUUGAAUAAGCCAAAGACAUCUAUUGGAAAGAAGUUAUCGGGAGACAAUGCUAGUAAUGGCCUCCUAGGAAACUUGGUCAAGGUUCCAAUAAAUGGUAGGAAACUCACUGAGGGAAGUGUCUCGUGGAAUUCGCUCCCCUCUUCUCUUGCUAAGCUCGGAAAGGAAGUUCUGAAGCAUAGAGAUGCUGCACAGACAGCAGCAGUUGAGGCUAUCCAAGAGGCUUCUGCUUCGGAGAGCUUACUUCGAUGUCUAAGUAUAUACUCUGAGCUAACUUCCUCUGCUAAAGAAGAAAAUCCACAACCAGCUGUGGAGCAGUUCCUGACCCUCCAUACAAGCUUGAACAAUGCUCGCACAGUUGCUGACUCUCUCUCUAAAAUUGUUACUGUUGGCUCAUCCCCAGAUUCUGAUAUCAACCCAUCAGAAGAAGUGCUAAAGGUCACAUCAGAUAGGCGUAAACAUGCAGGCUCUUGGGUCCAAGCUGCACUAGCCACCAAUCUGUCAUCCUUUUCUAUAUUUACCAAAGAAAUAACUUCAGUUUCCACUCAAGGCCAAAAGACUUCCAAUAGCAAUCAACCCAUUUUAGUCCUUGAAAAUUCUUCAAAGAAUGCCUCAACAAAAACUCCAGCAAAAACCCGUCCUUCGGUUGGCUCCAAGCUUGUAGCUACAGGAGCUUUCCGCAAAGCAGGGGAUAUUUCUGCCAUUAAUCAGAAAAUACAGCCUCAACCUCCACCUGAGUGGAAUAGAGGAAGCGGCCUUGAUGAGGCUGUGGACUUGGCUGAAAUGUUACGGAUGGAAUCCCAAGAUUGGUUCCUGGGAUUUGUGGAGAGGUUCCUUGAUGCUGAUGUGGAUUCCUCAACUUUGUCAGAUAAUGGUCAAAUAGCAGGCAUGUUGACCCAGCUGAAAAGUGUGAAUGACUGGUUAGAUGAGAUUGGAUCAAGUAAAGAUGAAGAAGGAGAGACACCCAAUGUUCCAUCAGAAACAGUUGACAGACUAAGGAAGAAGAUUUAUGAGUAUCUUCUUACACAUGUUGAAUCCGCCGCUGCUGCAUUAGGAGGCGGAUCACAAUCAUCGCCAAGGAUCCGAAGUAUAGAGCUGAAAACAAAAAGGUGACUACUCAGAUUAGUUUGCAGCUUGGUCAUGUGAAAUACAGCAUUGGUGAUGCAUAUAUAAUAGCAACAGUUCCAUUAUAGUUUGUGUCCUUGACCACCAAGUGGGCUAAGGACUUACUUGAGGUGUUCUAAUUUAUGUACAUAAAUCCUACAUGGGUUUGAGGUAUAGAUGGGUUUUUCCUAUUUAAUUAUCAAAAGAAAUCAUUUAAAUGUGAAGGGCAAGGAAAUUUUUUUGUUAAGGUAUUCUCAUUGGCAUUUGUUUUCUGAAAUCAUACAAAUGAAAACAGUGUUUUCUGUUUUUCCCCA
Molecule: messenger RNA, 3608 nt
Organism: Ricinus communis (castor bean)
Lineage: Eukaryota; Viridiplantae; Streptophyta; Magnoliopsida; Malpighiales; Euphorbiaceae
Exons: 4
Coding region: 1078-3303 (741 amino acids)
Source: RefSeq, a predicted model, not a curated record